This is a messenger RNA of Rosa chinensis, 483 nucleotides long. RefSeq names its product GTP-binding protein ERG-like. The transcript has a single exon. The record is from RefSeq and is a predicted model, not a curated record. The coding region runs from base 1 to 483 and encodes 160 amino acids. Lineage: Eukaryota; Viridiplantae; Streptophyta; Magnoliopsida; Rosales; Rosaceae.
AUGAAAUCUUUGAGAGCCCUGAGGCUCCUCUCUUCCAAACCCGCCAACACCACUCCAUCCCCAACCUUCCUUCUCCUCUGCCGCAGCUUCUAUGCCACCCAACCUGAACAAUCCGAUCCCACCCACACCCCAUCCUCCUCAGAAUUCGACGCCGAAAACAGCUUCGAUAGUACCCUCUACGAGUUACCCAUUGCCGCUUCGGAUUCCAAACCCCAAAACCCGAUUUGGGACGAGAAGUACAGAAGCAAAGCUGACAGAUUGGUAAAUGCUGAUGAGACCCAUAAAGCAAAGCUGAGGUUUUUGAAGGAGGAGGAGGACGAGAGGAAGCGGAGGCUGCUCGCUAAGGCGCUGCUUGAGGCGGCGCUGGAGAGAGGAGAUGAGGAGGAAUCGGACGGUGAGGAGGAGGUGGUCAAGGAGGAGGACCAGAAGUCGUUGACGGUUGGGAUUAUUGCGGGGCUCCCAAUGCCAAAAAGUCUGCGCUGA